Messenger RNA from Linum tenue, 4114 nucleotides. The record is from the annotation of a GenBank genome assembly. NCBI's taxonomy places the organism in Eukaryota, Viridiplantae, Streptophyta, Magnoliopsida, Malpighiales, Linaceae.
UUCUCUCUUUUCUGAUUUCUCUCGCCGCCGUCGCGAUUCAGUAGACGUUGUUGGCCGCUGCCGCCGCCGAAUUGCACAUUGCCGCUCCGUCUCAGCCGCUACUAUUAACGUCGAGGAGAAACCAAAGCCGUCUCAGUUGGAGGGGUGACCGUUGAUUUUGUUGAAGUUCGCUUGGAAUCAGAAGAGUGAAGGGAAAUAUGGAAGGGUUGGAGUGGGAAGACGCGUCAGGAGAAUUGAGCGACGAGGAGAUUUACUUGGAAGACGAUGAUGACAACGAAGACCUUCUCAACCUGAGUGGUCAUUCAAAGAAGCUUCAGUUCAGGAGUGAUGCUUCAAAGGCCAUAUGGAACGAGGAGAUAGGAAUGGCCGAGGUGAUUGAAAAGAAAGGGAAAAUGUGGAUUACCGUGGGUAUUGUGCGAGGUGGCAAGACAUAUUGCUCAAUUGAGGAGACUAUAUUUUUGGCUGAAGUUGGGGCAUUACAUCUCCUGGACACCAACAAUGUUCAAUUCUCCUUGCAGCGCAUGUACGAGAAGAUUUCAGAAGAGAAGAAUGGUUGCGGCUGGGAGCUUUUCGAGGUUUAUAGGCACUUGAAGUCUCUUGGUUACAUCGUUGGCCGCCAUGGUGUUCCUUGGACCAUGAAGGGUUUAAAGAGUGAGAACAACUCCAGUGCUUCUCAAACCAAUCUAGACAACAACAACAAUGCGGUGGAAGGUGGAUCGAAAGAUGUAUGUUCGAUCACUGAAUUGCUCGGUAGUUUGCAGAUUGGUGGGAUGAAACCUGUCUUUGAUGUUUACCUUCCAAACAGCAAGUUCAGGAAGUCUUCACCUGGUCAACCCAACUUCCUCCUCUGCUUAAUCAGGGACAACAUGCCGCCGUCUAGAGUUAAGAUCGAAGCCCUGGAGAGUCUGUGCGACGGAAUUCCUGUAAAGUGUUGCCAUGUAGAGCACGGCCGGGUAAGCUUUUUCACCAUGAAGAAGGCCGAGCUUCCAGUACUUCCUUGAAUCCGUACCUCGACUUGAAGCUUUUUGACUGAACUUGCAAAACAUGGAGAGUGAGCAAGUCAACAUCACCAAAUUUCCUCUGCCGGAUUCUAUACGUCUCUACUCUCUCUCUCUCUUCGUUUCAAUUCCUCGAAAUCACAUAAAGAUAUCUCCUUUAUUCAUCCAUCAUAUCUGAGAUUCUGGGUAUCGUAGUUUUUCGUUAAAUUCAUAGUUCACUGAGAAGAGAACAAGUAAGAAAUGGCAGAAGAACACUUCCCGCCAUAAACACCAGAGAGCUCCAUCCAUGGCUGCUGGGAAGGAUUUUAAUACCUUCACGCAUCUCUGUUUCACAAUCUUCUGGUUCUGCUUCAUUCUGAUCUUUCAGUUUCACUGCUCAACGGCCCAGCAGCAACCACGGUUUAAAGCGGCGUACUGGCUUUCCGGCAGCGACUACCCAAUCGCCGACAUAGACUCAUCUCUCUUCACCCACCUCAUCUGCGGAUUCGUCACCAUCAACUCCUCCACCUUCCAGCUCCCCCCCACACCAUCGGAUUUCCACAACUUCACUGCCAUCGUCCGCCGUCGCAACCCCGCCGUCACGACCCUCCUCUCCGUGUGGAACGGCCAGCAACAGACCGCCCGAGCCAUCGCCGGCGAGAACGUCGCCCCUGAUUCCGUCCUCUCCGCCGCGGCUGCCACCCCUUCCCGCCGGAAUUCCUUCAUCGAGUCCACAAUUCGAACCGCCAGACUCCAUGGGUUCCAAGGAAUUGACCUGUCAUGGAUCUGGCCCAACGGCACCGACGCGGGGGCGAUCGGACCUUUACUGGACGAAUUCAGAUCCGCCAUCGAUUCCGAAUCGGAAAGCUCAAAGAAUUCGAAGCUGACCCUGACCAUGGCGGUUCGUCGCUCCCCGAAUUUCGGAUCCCUCAGCUACCCAGUUCAAUCCAUGGCGAGGAAUUUGGAUUGGGCCAAUAUCUUUGCGUUCGAUUACCACCUACCGACCAAAGAGAAUUUCACGGCGAACCACGCCGCCAUCUUCAACCCUUCCGGCGACCGAAAUGCCUCAACAGAUGCCGGAGUCAGAGAAUGGAUUCGGGUCGGGUUUCCGGCGACCAAACUGGUUCUGGGAUUGCCGUACCAUGGCUACGGCUGGAAGUUGGCGAAUCCCGGGAAUAACUCACUGGGAGCUCCGGCGACGGGACCAGAUACGACGAUCGCCGGCGAUAUGGGGUACAAGCUGAUCAAGUCUAUUAUUCAGAACUAUGGAUUUGGAGCUAGAGCGACGUAUAACUCGACUUACGUCGUGAAUUACUUCGUUGUGGGUUCGACUUGGAUCAAUUACGACGGGGUGGAAGCUAUUCGAGCGAAAGUUUCGUACGCCAUGGAAAUGAGACUCGCUGGUUUUAUUGCGUUCCAGCUGAGCAAUGACGAUAACUGGGAGCUCUCUCGCGCAGCUCAAUUGGUCGACAUGGAUGGAGGUGGAAACAGGCGGCAUUUGCUGCUGAAAAUCUUGCUCCCAAUCGCUGCAUUCAUCAUUCUAUCCGCCAUUGUUCUCUGCUACAUUCGAAACAGAGUAUUGAAGAAGCCCAAAGAAUCCAUGUUCCAUGGCGACAACAGUUCAGAACAAGCCAAAGCCUUGCGCUCCUCGUCACCCGUCUUCUUUGGCAGCAGAGAGCCUCCAAAUCUGCAGGCAUUCACCUUCUCCGAAAUCAAAGCUGCCACCAACAACUUCUCCACCGAAAACGUGCUAGGAUCUGGCGGGUUUGGCCCUGUCUACAAGGGUGUGUUGCCUAGAGGGGAGGAAAUAGCAGUGAAGAGGCUUUCAGAAUCAUCGACGCAGGGGAUUGAUGAGUUCAGGAACGAGGUUUCGCUCACUGCGAGGCUUCAGCAUGUGAAUCUGGUCAGGGUGGUGGGAUUCUGCACCGAAAUGGAAGAGAAGAUGUUGGUCUAUGAGUUCAUGCCGAACAGAAGCUUGGACUUUUAUUUAUUCGAUCCUGUGAGGAGGUUGAAGUUGGAUUGGGACAAGAGGGUUGGGAUCAUUGAAGGAGUGACUCAAGGCCUCUUGUACCUCCAAGAGUACUCGAAUUUCACUAUAAUUCACAGGGAUUUAAAGGCUAGUAAUAUUUUGCUGGACGAUGGGAUGAAGCCAAAGAUUUCUGAUUUUGGGAUGGCGAGACUGUUCAGGAAAGAUAUGGAUGAGGCCGACACUAGCAGGAUUGUCGGAACAUAGUAAGUCAUUUGCAAACAUCCCCUCUUACUAUGUCGGAACAUAGUAAGUCAUUUAAAGUACUUUGCAUAUUUGCUUGAGAAGAUUUUUCUCUAUGUUCUUACUCUAGAUGCGUGGAAUAUCUGUUUGUCGUUCAUUGCAUAUGCCUCUUAGCUUGAGAACUCCCUACAGUUGAAAUGUUUGUUGAUUGAUAUGUUUAAUGUUUUUAGUGGAUAUGUUCCUCCCGAGUACUUGAAGCAAGGCAUAUACUCGAUGAAAUAUGAUGUUUAUAGUUUUGGGGUUGUGCUCCUACAAAUUAUUAGUGGCAAAAGGACCCAACGUUACUAUGGUAUAAAUGAAGAUUUACAUCUCUUAGAACAUGCUUACGAAUCUUGGAGAACUGGCGAAGGAAUGGAAUUCUUUGACUUAGCACUGGACGAUUCUACAUCGCAUUGUAAGUUGAUGACCUGUCUACAACUAGGAUUGUUGUGCGUUCAAGAAAAUCCGAACGAUAGGCCGACAAUGUUGGAAGUAUUAUCUAUUAUGAGAAAUGGUGUUCAAGAGAUGAGUAUACCAAAAAGGCCUGCAUUUUCAACCAAAAAUGAAAGGAUGGGGGAAACUGAAUCGGGACAAACUUCUAGAUCGCAACAAGGAGUAUGUUCGUUUAAUGAUGAUGAUAUCUCUCAAGCGGAGCCUCGUUGAUUUGCAUAAUAGUUUUUUUUUUAGAAAGAUACUAACAAGAUUCUCUUGUAGACCAUUUUUCGAUUUAUGCGUUUUAUCCUUGUACAAGAGUCAUGCUAUUAUUUUCUGUAUAGUUUCAAUCAUAUAUCCUAACUUUUUUACAUAUCUUUUCUGUCAAUAAUAUUCGCCAUUAUAAAAAAAAAUGAAAAUUCUCUCAUUAAUAAUUUUGUCCAAAAGAAAAGAUAAA